GCCGCGAAGGCAACGAAACGUUUUCUUUACAAAGGCAACAACAAUGUCACGACUUCAUUACGAGCGAGGCAUCUGCUAUUAGGCAUUUACGAUACCCACAUUACACGCAUGCGAGUUAGAGCCCACGCAUCUCGGAAACGAUACGACGUUUUUUUUUUUUUUCCAUCCUUGAUUUCAAUACUGGGUGUUUCCGCGGAGUCUUUCUUUAGGGCACGAGCAACGAAGAAAAAGCGAAUUACGAUUGCAUGGAGAUCUGGAGUCACUUUUAGGUGCAUCAAGACAUUUAUUACUAUCCGCCUCAUUGGAGUCGAUGGAUGGCAGGGGAAAGCCAAUUGAGAAAAGAACCAGCUUCAAAGCAUUUGGGAUGGCGUAUUAUCAACAG
This is a messenger RNA of Colletotrichum godetiae, 382 nucleotides long. RefSeq lists its product as uncharacterized. Lineage: Eukaryota; Fungi; Ascomycota; Sordariomycetes; Glomerellales; Glomerellaceae. Bases 109 to 336 code for a protein of 75 amino acids. The record is from RefSeq and is a predicted model, not a curated record. The transcript has a single exon.